AUGGCUCCCACUCCUGCCGUCGAAGCCGCCGAGGCCUUUUUGCAGUUUGUCGAUGCCAGCCCAAGCCCGUUCCACGCGGUUGAGGCUGCCAAGACCCUUCUCAGUGAAAAUGAGUUUGAAGAACUCUGUGAAGGUGACGCCUGGAACAUUGACAAGGGUGGCAAGUACUACUUUACUCGUAACCAGUCCACCCUGGUGGCAUUUACCGUCGGUGAGCAGUGGCAGCCAGGUCACGGGUUCUCGAUUGUCGGCGCCCACACCGAUUCCCCCUGCCUCCGUGUCAAGCCAAACAGCAAGAUUGCUCGUGAGGGCUAUCUGGGCGUGGCUGUUGAAUGCUAUGGUGGCGGCCUUUGGCACACUUGGUUCGACCGCGACCUCGGCAUUGCCGGCCGGGUCAUGGUUGGCAACGACGAUGGUGGUGUCAGCCAGCAUCUGGUGCGCAUUAACCGCCCUAUCCUGCGCGUGCCCAACUUGGCCAUUCACCUCGACCGUGACAUCUACACCAAUGGUUUCAACCCCAACAAGGAAACACACCUUGCGGCUGUUCUGGCCACCGAGGCUGAAGCUCAGCUCAAUGCCAAGAAGGAAAAAGAAGAUGCCGAUGGUCAUCAUCACGCUGCCCUUGUCGAGCUGAUCGCGACGGAAUGUGGCGUUUCGCCGGAUCGCAUCUUGGAUUUUGAAAUGUGUCUCUUUGACACCCAACCUUCGGCCAUCGGAGGCUUGCACAACGAGUUUAUUCUUGCCCCUCGUUUAGACAAUUUGAACAGCUCAUUCUGUGCCCUCAAGGCUUUGCUGGCCUCGGUGGCCAAGGAGGGUAGUCUUGCUGAAGACCCCAGCAUCCGCCUGAUUGCUCUAUUCGACCACGAAGAAGUGGGCUCGGACAGUGCCCAGGGCGCGGGCUCGGCGCUUUUUGACCACACGCUGCGUCGCCUGUGUGGCGAUGGCGCUGAAAACUUUGCACGGGCCAUGGCCAACUCCUUUGUCAUCUCUGCUGACAUGGCCCAUGCCGUUCACAUGAACCGCGGUGAAAAGCACGAAGGCCUCCAUCGCCCCAAGAUGAACCAGGGUGUUGUCAUCAAGUUCAACGCCAACCAGCGCUAUGCCACCAAUGCCGUCACAGCCUCAAUCCUCCGCUUGCUGGCCAAGAAGGCCGGCGUUCCCCUUCAGGACUUUGUGGUGCGUCAGGAUAUGGGUUGCGGCAGCACCAUCGGCCCCAUUCUGGCUUCGGGACUGGGUAUUCGCACGAUUGACGUUGGCAAUCCCCAACUGGCCAUGCACUCGAUCCGAGAAAUGGGAGGUGUCAAGGAUGUUGCCUAUGCCAUUGAUCUGUUCAAGACCUUUUUCAAGCGCUUCCCUCAGUUGGAUGGCUCGGUGCACGUUGACGCGUGGGACAGCAAUCCUUAA
Messenger RNA from Monosiga brevicollis MX1, 1404 nucleotides. RefSeq lists its product as uncharacterized. Gene Ontology annotation, biological process: proteolysis. The transcript is spliced from 14 exons. Gene Ontology annotation, molecular function: aminopeptidase activity; zinc ion binding. The coding region runs from base 1 to 1404 and encodes 467 amino acids. Lineage: Eukaryota; Choanoflagellata; Craspedida; Salpingoecidae. The record is from RefSeq and is a predicted model, not a curated record.